Molecule: messenger RNA, 393 nt
Organism: Symbiodinium sp. CCMP2592
Lineage: Eukaryota; Dinophyceae; Suessiales; Symbiodiniaceae
Source: the annotation of a GenBank genome assembly
AUGGCAGCAAAGGCCUGCACCGGUGUUGUCGGAGGAGACGUGCAGGAUGCCGGAGUCGGCGGGGGCGGCCCCGCGGGCUUACUUGUGGCACAUCCAACGCUGCCUCUUGGCCUGUUGACCGGCACUGGGGGGGGUGGCCCUGCUGGAGCACUUGUGGUAGCAACUGGUGGAGCAGUGGCCUCCUCGCCUGAGCUCGGUGGGCUCGGUGGGCUAUCAGAUGAAGAGGACUCCGGAGCCACUGUUGCUUUGGCUUUCGGCCUUCCAGAUCGCGACCUCGACGGGUUACCUCGCCGUGCUUCCUUGGGUGACAUCCUGGGCUGGUCGGGCUAUGCAACAGCAAGGCUUGAGCACAGAAGGCGGCGCUCGGAAAAAGCUGCUCUGGAGUGCACCUAG